AACAGGGCCAAAGUUGGUAUUACUCAGAGUGUGGGCAAGGUCCUGGGGCUAUAGUCACACCAUCUGGUCCCAUGCCAGUCACGCCCAGCUUGAGCUCAAGCACAAGCAUCCUUCAGGGCUGUUUCAAUGCCACCAUCGCACCAUAGCGGGUGGUGAGCCCCUGGGCUGGCCAGUCGCCCCAGAGAAAAGAGGAAAGGCAUGAGACACAUCCAGGAGGUCUGGCAGCAGCUUUUACCCAUCCAGCCCUAAACCCACAGAUCCCAGGCUCUUGCUGCUCUCUGGUGGCAGGAGCCAGGAGCCAGAGCCUCGGGGAUCGCACCUUGCAUGCUCCGCUAGGGCAAGGGCAAGCAGAGAGUGACCAGUGACAGUGGGAGAGAGGAAAGGAGGCUUCGAGACGCAGCUGGGGCAAAGAGGACCGGGGUCCAGAGAGAGCCGAGGAAAGGAGAACAAGGGGACAGCUAGGGUAGAGGGCAGUCGUGGGCACCGGCAGGGACCCCCUCAGCCGCUGGUCGCGCAGAGCCGGCUGCUUCUCCAGCCGGCAGCCCUCGCUCGCACCGGCCGCCCCCUCCUCCCUCCCGGCCGCCCCUCCUCCGUCCCGCCCCCGCGCAGAGUCCCAAGCGCUGCAGAGGCCGCCGCCUGCACUGCCGCUCCCGGAGCCGCGCUCGCCUGGACGCGCUUAGAGAAGGGCACUGGGCGACCGCCCCGGCCCUUCCCUCCCUGCGACUCCGCGGCCACCGCUAGAUCCGUUUCCUCGCGCCAUCGUUCCCGCUGGGACCUUCACAGCCCGGUGGCCUCCUCUCCACUCCCCCUGCACUACAGUUUCCCUGCGGCCCCCUCCGUGGCGGGAACUUGGGCAGGACCGACGGGACCGGCGCGCUGGGCUGGCUCCGGCGCUGCGGCGAUGCCCGCGGGCCCCCUCCCCGCCACUUGCUCGCCCUGUGCCGGGGCUCGGGCCCCGACGGCUGCGCCGUGAGAUGACUUUCCGCGACCUCCUGAGCGUCACUUUUGAAGGACCCCGCUCGAACAGUAGCACUGGGGGCUCCGGCGCAGGCGGUGGAGCUGGCACGGCUGGACCAGAGGGCCCUUCGGUGGGCGGCGUGCCAGGGACCGCUGGCGGUGGAGCUGUGGUGGGGACCGGCAGCGGUGAGGACAACCAGAGCUCCACGGGAGAACCGGGGGCUGCUGCUGGCGGCGAGGUGAAUGGCUCAGCGGCCGUCGGGGGGCUGGUGGUGAGUGCACAGGGCGUGGGAGUGGGAGUCUUCCUAGCGGCCUUCAUCCUCACCGCUGUGGCGGGCAACCUGCUCGUCAUCCUCUCGGUGGCCUGCAACCGCCACCUGCAGACGGUCACCAAUUAUUUCAUCGUGAACCUAGCGGUGGCUGACCUGCUAUUGAGUGCGGCUGUGCUGCCCUUCUCAGCCACUAUGGAGGUUCUCGGCUUCUGGGCCUUUGGUCGAACCUUCUGCGAUGUAUGGGCCGCUGUGGACGUGCUGUGCUGCACCGCCUCCAUCCUUAGCCUCUGCACCAUCUCUGUGGACCGGUACGUGGGCGUGCGCCACUCGCUCAAGUACCCAGCCAUUAUGACCGAGCGCAAGGCAGCUGCCAUCCUGGCCCUGCUCUGGGCGGUGGCCCUCGUGGUGUCUGUGGGACCGCUACUGGGCUGGAAGGAGCCAGUGCCCCCAGACGAGCGUUUCUGCGGCAUCACCGAGGAAGUGGGCUAUGCUGUCUUCUCUUCCGUGUGCUCCUUCUACCUGCCUAUGGCAGUGAUCGUGGUCAUGUACUGUCGCGUGUAUGUGGUUGCACGCAGCACCACGCGCAGCCUCGAGGCAGGCAUCAAGCGGGAGCCUGGCAAGGCCUCCGAAGUGGUGCUGAGGAUCCACUGUCGCGGUGCAGCUACUAGUGCCAAAGGAACCCAUGGGGCACAGAGUAGCAAGGGCCACACCUUGCGCAGCUCACUCUCAGUAAGGUUGCUCAAGUUUUCCCGCGAGAAGAAGGCUGCCAAGACGCUGGCCAUCGUCGUGGGUGUCUUCGUCCUUUGCUGGUUCCCCUUCUUCUUCGUCCUGCCACUGGGCUCUCUGUUCCCGCAGCUGAAGCCAUCCGAGGGCGUCUUCAAGGUCAUCUUCUGGCUGGGCUACUUCAACAGCUGUGUGAACCCGCUCAUCUACCCCUGCUCUAGUCGCGAGUUCAAGCGCGCCUUCCUCCGCCUCCUCCGCUGCCAAUGUCGCCGACGCCGACGCCGCCUCUGGCGCGUCUACGGCCACCACUGGCGAGUCUCGACAGGCGACCAGCGCCCCGACUGUGCCCCCAGCCCGCUCGUCGCGCCCCCGGGAGCACCCCUGGCCCUCACUGCACACCCGGGCCCGGGCUCUGCAGGCACGUCCGAGGCACAGGCUCCGGUCUCCGGCCGUCGAAAGCCAGCCUCCGCCCUCCGGGAGUGGAAGCUGCUCGGGCCGCUGCAGAGACCCACGACCCAGCUGCGUGCGAAGGUGUCCAGCCUGUCCCACAAGAUCCGCUCUGGGGGCGCACGGCGCGCGGAGGCUGCGUGCGCCCUGCGCUCGGAGAUUGAGGCAGUGUCUCUAAGCAUUCCCCAAGAUGGGCCAGAGGCUGUCAUCUGCCCUGCCUUUGAGCCAGCCGACUACAGCAAUGUCCGGGAGACUGACAUUUAAAGACCGAGACCCAGGUUGAGGGAUGUGCUGGAGCCAGGGGUGAGGUGCAUUUUGAGAUGCUGCCUUUGGAUCCAAGCGCUUGCCCCAUCUCACUCUAGAGCAACAGGAACUGGACCUGGGACCGGAGCACGCCGUAGGUGGUGGGUUAUGGCUCCCCCUGCUGGACAUGGGUGUCUAGACCUCUACCUGGAAGGGAAAGAUUACAGGAUUCACCCUUCUCAUUCAUGCAGUCUGAGAAACUGCUUAGUCAUCUGGUCCUGAGGUCUGGGCAGAAGAUUUUAGGUCUGGCCACUCGCCUUGGGGAGGAAGAGGUGCAGAUUCUUGUUUUGCUGCUCCUAGGGUAAAGAUCAGUGGGCAGUUUCUACUCCUCCUGCCACCUGAAGGAAAUCAGUAGACCUACCCAUAGGACCUGCGACACUGCAAGGUUCGGUGGCGUAUUGGAUGGCCGCCAUACAAAUCUGUUGAUUUUCACCCUAGGCCCACUGCCUCCUCCCCACAUUCCUAACGUGUAUGCACCCUUCACCUGGCCCAGCCCUCACUCCUCCCUCCAGGGGCCUUACUGUUUACACUCUGUACAUAAUUCAUUGUGCCUGCCUGUGCCCAUCACUUCUCACUGAGAUUCCAGGCUGCCGACAGGGAGAGCCAGCCUUAUUUAUCAUUUUGAAACCUAUUUAUUGGUAAGAGUGCUUAUAUUUUGUUCAGACUGUGCGAACUGUCCAUCUUUGGCCUGUAAUUCACAAAGAGCCCCGCUUUCUGAAUUCCUUGACCACAGGACAGGCCAUGUUCACCUUGCUAGUUUUGUCAUAACUGCAUCUCUGAUA
This is a messenger RNA of Mesocricetus auratus (golden hamster), 3484 nucleotides long. It is a transcript of the gene Adra1d, whose product is annotated as adrenoceptor alpha 1D. The record is from RefSeq and is a predicted model, not a curated record. NCBI's taxonomy places the organism in Eukaryota, Metazoa, Chordata, Mammalia, Rodentia, Cricetidae. Gene Ontology annotation, molecular function: alpha1-adrenergic receptor activity. Gene Ontology annotation, cellular component: membrane. Bases 975 to 2663 code for a protein of 562 amino acids. The transcript is spliced from 2 exons. Gene Ontology annotation, biological process: cell-cell signaling; phospholipase C-activating G protein-coupled receptor signaling pathway; adenylate cyclase-activating adrenergic receptor signaling pathway.